Molecule: messenger RNA, 4334 nt
Organism: Pantherophis guttatus
Lineage: Eukaryota; Metazoa; Chordata; Lepidosauria; Squamata; Colubridae
Gene: RAD23A
Product: RAD23 nucleotide excision repair protein A
Biological process (GO): proteasome-mediated ubiquitin-dependent protein catabolic process; nucleotide-excision repair
Cellular component (GO): cytosol; nucleoplasm
Molecular function (GO): damaged DNA binding; polyubiquitin modification-dependent protein binding; ubiquitin binding
Source: RefSeq, a predicted model, not a curated record
GAAUAGUCAGGCUGGGAGCGGAAGCGGCGCGAAGUGCGCGUAAAAUGGCGGCGUCGUGAAGUUGCAUGUUGUGGGGGGCCUCCGCUGAGUCCGUUGGGAGGAACCGCCAGUUUUCGCCGCAGCCUCCCUCCGCCAACCCUCGCCAUGGCGGUGACCGUCACCCUGAAGACUCUGCAGCAGCAGACAUUCAAGAUCCGGAUGGAGCCUGACGAGACGGUCCGAGUACUUAAGGAGAAGAUUGAGGCUGAAAAGGGCAAGGAAGCUUUCCCCGUGUCAGGCCAGAAGCUUAUAUAUGCUGGCAAGAUCCUGAGUGAUGAUGUCCCCAUCAAGGAAUACAAGAUUGAUGAGAAGAACUUCGUAGUGGUGAUGGUCACCAAGAACAAAACAGGCUCAGGAGCUCCUGUUUCUUCACCCACUGAUGCAGCAGCCACCUCAGAACCCACACCCUCUUCUGGGCCUACGGCAGCUACCGUUUCACCCCUUCAAGCAUCCCCAUCAAGUGAGGAAAAGCCUCCUGAAGAGUCAGUGACUGUUUCUCCCCUGGAAUCUACAGUUGGCUCUGUUCCCUCUUCAGGUAGCAUGGGACGUGAAGAUGAUGCAGCUUCCACUUUAGUUACUGGCUCAGAAUAUGAGACAAUGCUGACUGAAAUCAUGUCAAUGGGCUAUGAGCGAGAGCGGGUAGUAGCAGCGCUACGGGCGAGCUACAACAACCCACACCGAGCUGUGGAAUACCUGCUGACGGGCAUACCGGGUAGUCCAGAACCUGAGAGAGCUCCCAUCCAGGAGAGCCAGCCCCAAGAUCAGCCUGCACCAGAAGGAGAGAACCCUCUGGAAUUUCUGCGAGAUCAGCCCCAGUUUCAGAAUAUGAGGCAGGUGAUACAGCAGAAUCCAGCUUUGCUCCCAGCUUUACUGCAGCAGUUAGGCCAAGAGAACCCUCAGCUGCUCCAGCAAAUUAGUCAGCAUCAGGAGCAGUUCAUUCAGAUGCUCAACGAACCUCUGGGUGAAAUGGCUGACAUCGCAGACAUUGAGGGAGAGAUGGGUGCUAUUGGGGAAGAAGCUCCCCAGAUGAACUACAUCCAAGUUACGCCUCAGGAAAAAGAAGCCAUAGAAAGGUUAAAGGCCCUGGGCUUUCCUGAGAGUCUGGUGAUCCAGGCAUAUUUUGCUUGUGAGAAGAAUGAAAAUCUGGCAGCCAACUUCCUGCUGAGUCAGAACUUUGAUGACGAGUGAUAAAGAAAAAGAGUUUUAUAUAAAAUUCUCUAUAUAAAUAUUCGUUUAUUUAAAGGGGCACUACUGGGUUGGGUGGUGAUGGUAUGAUUUGAGAAUGUCCCUGAUGAAUUGCUGGCUAGAAGAAAAUACUCUACCUUGGAAAUGGGGCAGUUAGGGGAAAAGCAGAACAAAUGGACCUUCUGUUCUCUUCUCAAAAACAAGGGUGGCAUUUGAGCCCAGCUGCAUCUUACAACAAUCCUUAGACUGACAGGCAAGGUGUUUAGGGAAAGGUUGACACAGCAGAUGGGUGCUGUUGGACCUUCUCCCAUCUCACACGAUUGCAUGUGUGCAAACAAAUUGCUCUUUUGUUUGAAAAAAUCUCCCCUUCACGCCAGUGCACAUUGCUACAAUGCUGAACUUAUUGCCCAUCAAUUAAUUCUGUUGCUGGUACUCUCCCCUUUGCUUUCCUUCAAUGUCAUUUUGAAAUCAGUUUAGUUGUUCACCCCAUUCAAAAGGGUGGCUUGUGUUAGGUAAGUGAUAUGUUUUCUGAUGAUCUGUUUGAUAUUUGUUCCUGUGCUGGAGAGGCUGUGCCAGAGUUAUGGAAUAUCUUGUAAUUCUGUGCACAAAGAUCCCAUGGUUUUUUUUUCCUAUCCUGUAUUUUUUGCCAUUGUCCAAUAAGGCAACUACCUACCUUCAUCUAUGGUUUUCUGACACUGCUCUUAAAAUCAUUCCCAAAGAAUAUCAAGGAAACAGUUUCCCUGUACUCAUCCAACUUCAAACACUGUGUUUUUUUUUAAACUUUUUGUUUGUUCUUUCUCUUUUUUAAGGGCAUCUCAUGGUUUUAGUCUGUUCUUCAGACACCUAGCUUUGAAGUCUAGCUCCUGGGGAUUGCCUGUAUAACAUUCAUGUAUACUUUUAUUAUCCAUCAUUUUAACAUUAGGAAUUUGGAGCCACAAACUUUAAUAUAGUAGGGGGAAAAAAGGAUUUUACAAACCCCUGUAAUAACUGAGUAUCUUGAGAUAGUUUGAAACACAUGUUUGUUUCUCUAUUUCUGUGUUGUGGGAAUUUUAAAGAAGUUUUUCCUCCCUAGUAUUCUGAUUUUACUUGUUCAAAAUAUUUUUAAUCUAAAGAUUCCCCAAAAGAGAAUCCAUUAAUAGUUGGGGAUACAAAACUAAUACAAAAUAGUUGUGUAUUAGAUAUUUGAUAUGUUUUCCUUUUUUAGUUUUGAAAAAUGAUCAAAUUGACAUUUUCCUGAAUAUUUUAAUAGAAAAAUAUGUAAAGAAAGAGCCUGUUUUAUUUAUACCUUUGAAACUGGAACUGAACUCUGAGAAAAAAAUUCUUGAUAGCUAGGGAAAUUGGCUUUAAUACAUAGAUUGUAGAUACAAAACUAUAGAAACUUUAGAUCAUCAUUUACUUUUCUGUGGGAAUGUUAGUCAAAGCUGUUUCUGGUUUGAACCUCAAUAAACCUGUCAGUUAUCACAUGUUAAAUCCCCAGCUUCCUUUGAUAAACUAAGCUGCCUUUCCCCACUAUCCCCCUAAGAAGCCUGGGAAUCCCAUUCUUUCCUCUGCAGGUGCCCAUUGCAAAGAGAACCAGAGUAUUGCCUCUAUGCCUCCAAUAAUAAAUUCUGAAGCCAUAUGUUACUGCUAAUUUGUGUGACAUGGUUGUGUGACUAUGACUGACAGUGUGCAAUAUAUUGUUUAUAAGUUUGAUUUGAUUUCAAAGCUGGUGGGCAGGCAUGGAGGAAAGCAGAAAUUUAAUUCUUAAGUUUGAAAAAGUGUCCAGUGUUCACAGUAUUUUUUCCCAGCCACAUGCCCUCUGUAUGUCUUGGACUUCAUUUAUUUUAGCUAGGGAUUCUAGAAGUUGAAGUUUAUCACAUUUGGAGGGCACUGAAAUGCACUUAUGUAGAGUUAGGCACUCUACGUAAGGCCUAAAAGGAUAUAGUCUAUAUUGUGUGGAAAGGAAGUUAUCCUGAUUGUGCUGGAAUUAGACCAGUUCUGCUAUGUUGUUCACUGAAGAAUUGUUUUUAAAUAGCAUCCAAUGAAUUAGGCUAUAACCUAUGAGUGCUAUUUGAGGUGGAAAUUUUACUUGAUUAAAAUUUUAGAUUGCAUCAUGGUAUCUUUGGGUACUAAAGAAAUUUGAAAAGCUGCUUCUGACUUUGUAUUUGGCCUAGAAAUACUUUUCAAAAUGGCAGUGAAAGGUGUCUGCAUGCAUGCUCAACCUUAACUGCUUGCUCCAGACUCUUAAUUUCCAACUUCCUUAUCAGCAAGCAAGAACAUUCGUGCUGAAUUAUAGCUUUCUUCAAAGUAGAUGGCUGAAUAUUGGAAUGAGUUGAUGAGAGUGUGUUGCCCCAAAGUGGGAUUUGAAUGCUUUAUUUGUGCCUGAGAGCCUGGGAUUUAAGGGAGAGCUUUCAGUAGUACUCAUUGCUCCUUGUCCCUUUUCAUGAUGAACCAAAACAAACAAACACAUCCCCCCACCCCCCAGGAUAAAGUAUGUAAAAUCAAAAAACUGGAACACACAACUAGCAAAAUAUGUAGAUUGGCCUUGUCCAAUCUGGUACUCCAGAAAUGUUGGACUAUAACACUCUAAUCACUUAACCAGAGUGAAUAUAGUGGAUAGAAUUUACAGACUUAACAUAUCUUACAUAUACCAGAUUGGGGAUGGCUGAUGUACUUGCAACAAAAAUUCAGGUACUAAACUCAAAAUUUUUAUUUGAAAGCACAUGCAUACCAGCAUGAAAUGUUUUUGAUACUGAGGCCUUGAUGAGAAAGAAAAACUUAACUGCUGCUUGUUUUGCUAAAGUUAGAAAGAACUGGAAAUAGAAGACUUUGAAAAACAAUGAAACAAAAAUGUUUUGAAAAGUUUAUCUGAUAAGUACCAGGUAAGAGAUUUCUGCCAAGGCUCUUCAUAAAACGGGAAAUGUUACAACUUCAGUUUGCAGGUUCUUCUUGAGUGAAAGUCCUGUUGUUUUGUUAUGUUUGUCAACUUUCAUUUUGGUCUAAUUUGGCUUGGAGAACUCUGUCUAUGCCUCCUUUCUGUCUCUGGUUGAAAUGUUCUAGGCACUGUGAAUGGAGUGUGAAAUAAACAAGUUGUUGAGGCUGCUCAGUGGCAGGAGUGUGAUGCUCCUUCA